CCAGACCCGCGGGCUGCUCCUCCGCCAGCCACCCCCGCAGCCCCUGGCGGCGGGGUCUCAGUGCCGGGGCGCGGGAACCUCAGCCGGAGCCGGAGGCGGGAGCAGCGAGCUAGAGCCUCGGGCGCCCGAAUGCUGGCUGCUUGGCCCCUGGCAUCACCAAGCCCCGACGUGUGAGGGCUGCUGCAUCGUGAGGAAGAGGAGGAUGCCUCAGCCACUCGCCAGCUCCCGUCUGCACCAUGAGUGAUGAGCGGCGGCUGCCUGGCAGUGCGGUAGGCUGGCUGGCGUGCGGAGGCCUGUCGCUGCUAGCCAACGCCUGGGGCAUCCUCAGUGUGGGUGCCAAGCAGAGGAAGUGGAAGCCUCUGGAGUUCCUGCUGUGUACACUGGCGGCCACCCACAUGCUCAACGUAGCGGUGCCCAUUGCCACCUACGCCGUCGUGCAGCUGCGGAGGCAGCGUCCCGACUACGAGUGGAACGAGGGCCUCUGCAAAGUCUUCGUGUCCACCUUCUACACCCUCACUCUGGCCACCUGCUUCUCCGUCACCUCCAUCGCCUACCACCGCAUGUGGAUGGUCCGCUGGCCAGUCAACUACCGGCUGAGCAAUGCCAAGAAGCAGGCGGUGCACACAGUCAUGGGCAUCUGGAUGGUGUCCUUUAUCCUUUCGGCCCUUCCUGCCGUUGGCUGGCACGACACCAGUGAACGCUUCUACACCCAUGGCUGCCGCUUCAUCGUGGCUGAGAUCGGCCUUGGCUUCGGCGUCUGCUUCUUGCUACUGGUGGGUGGCAGCGUGGCCAUGGGCGUGGUCUGCACAGCCAUUGCCCUCUUCCAGACACUGACUACGCAGGUGGGGCACCGGGCGGACCGCCGUGCCUUCACUGUGCCCACCAUCGUGGUGGAGGAUACGCAGGGCAAGCGUCGCUCCUCUAUUGACGGCUCGGAGCCUGCCAAAACCUCGCUGCAGAUUACGGGCCUGGUGGUCACCAUCGUGGUCAUCUAUGACUGCCUCAUGGGCUUCCCUGUGCUGGUGGUGAGCGUCAGCAGCCUGCGGGCUGACGCCUCGGCGCCCUGGAUGGUGUUGUGUGUCCUAUGGUGCUCUGUGGCCCAGGCCUUGCUGCUCCCUGUCUUCCUCUGGACCUGUGACCGCUACCGGGCAGACCUCAAGGCAGUCUGGGAGAAGUGCAUGGCCCUGAUGUCCAAUGAUGAGGACUCUGACAAUGAGACCAGCUUAGAUGGCAGCAUCUCCCCCGACCUAGUAUUGGAGCGCUCCCUUGACUACAGCUAUGGAGGUGACUUUGUGGCCUUGGACAGGAUGGCCAAGUAUGAGCUCUCUGCCUUGGAGGGAGGCUUACCCCAGCUCUACCCUCUGCGGCCCCUGCAGGAGGAUCGGAUGCAGUAUCUGCAGGUCCCACCCACACGGCGGUUCUCCCACGAUGACGCCGACGUAUGGGCCGCCGUCCCGCUGCCCACUUUCCUACCGCGCUGGAGCUCCGGCGAGGACCUGGCAGCCCUGAAACACCUAAUGCUGCCCGCGGGGCCCGACCGGCGGCGCGGGAGCCUGCUGGCUUUCGCUGAGGACGCACCCCCAUUCCGCCCGCGCCGUCGUUCGGCCGAGAGCCUGCUGUCCCUGCAGCCCUCGUCCGUGGAUGGCGGCCCGCGUCGCACCCACGACUCGCCUCCAGGCAGCCCGCGUCGCCGCCCCGGGCCCGGCGCCCGCUCCGCCUCGGUCUCGCUGCUGCCCGAUGCCUUAGCGCUGACAGCCUUCGAGCGCGAGCCCCAGGCCCUGCGUCGUCUACCCGCCCCAGCGCGGCCCUUCCCGGCCGCCUCCUACUGCACAGAGCCUUGUGAGGUCCCGACGCCUCCUGGCGGCCGUGCGCAACGCAGCCAUGGACGCAGGGCCACGCGCGCGCAUGCGGGGCCCCUGCAGACCGGCCUGAGCGCGUCGUGGGGCGAGCCCGGAGGCUUGCACGUGGUGGGCGGCGGCAGCACCAGCAGCUUUCUGAGCUCGCCUUCAGAGUCCUCGGGCUACGUCACGCUGCACUCGGACUCACUGGGCUCUGCGUCCUAGGGCCUUCACGGGCCUCUCCAGAGAUGCCAUGCAGAUGGGAGAGGCUCUGCACCAAAGAUGUCACCGCAUGUAGUUAGGAGCGCGGACAAGAGCCACCCACCCUAGGGGUGAUUGGAUGGUUGUCUCUGCGCCCCUCUUGUGGUUCCUUCCUUCUGAUAUCGCCUGGAGGAAUGAUGGCCGCCCUUGAUGGCUGCAUAGGACACAGACCUGCUGCUUAGCACAGCACCUCCCAGGAAUGGACAGACUGUGCCUUUGAAGUGAGUGGCAUCUGCACAUUUGGUACACCUCCCCUAGGCUCUGAGGCUAGACUGGGGUAUAUAGGGGACCCUGAGACCCGUCCACCAUGAGAAAGGACAAAAUAAGUCUCUUCUCGGAGAAGCUUAAGCUAGAAGCUACAGGACGACGUUUAUCUUUACUGGCCCUGCAUCUGCCUCCCCUCAAGGGUAUGGCCUGUAGAGCUUCUGUGAGCACAGGGGUCUUCAGAACCCAAACAAGUUCUACUGAGCAGGCUUCCCCGUGACCUGCCUCAGUUUCCCUUCUCUGAUGAGUGGAUGACCAUGAUACAUCUCUCAGGGCUGUUUGAAGAAUAAUCCUGGUCUAUGUGCCCUCGUACUUGAAUGGACCAGAUGCGAGAGGUAGUCUAGGGCCCUUUGUGAGGGUUAGCCUUUAGCACGUGACCCCCUGGAUCUGAGGCCUCCCCAUCUCAAUGACCCUUGCCCUCUUGGAAACUCACCUUAGCUAAAGCACAACACCAUGGGUAUAACAGCCACCUUGGCCCCCAUUAGUGUCCCCGUGCUCAAGACUCCACCGUAUUGCCUGUCUCCCACUAUGCCAGCCACUUCUGUAUCCUCUCUGUACCUGGUGCAGAGAGCUGGAGCAAUGGAAGUGGCUUCCCUGUCUUGGUGCCCAUCUCCAGCUUUGCCUGCAACUCACACAGGCAAAGGCCCCACAAAGGGUGUCCUCUACCCCUCCUCAGCCACAAAGAAGGGCUCUGCUCUCCUGGGUAGACUGCUCUCUGGACUGUGCCAGGGACAUAGGUCUUCCCAGGAGAUACCCAGGCUGUGAGCUGGGAAUGGGGUAGCACAGCCGUGUCAGGCAGAGCCUUUGUGCUGGGACCUGGAGAUGGUCUUAAGGCCAGCACAGAGCAGCCUGUGCCCCCACCCCCUUUUCACUGCCCAAUGGCCAGGCCCAUCUCAUCUCCCUCUCCAGGUGGAGUUCCAACUCCAGCUGGGGAUGGGGGUGGGUGACUGCCCUAUCCUAGGCCUCAGAGGUCCCUGUAGUCCCUGGGUAUGGGGUCAGCGAAAGAUAAGCCACCCCAAAUGAGCAAAGCAGGGGACUGCAGUCUGUCCAUCUCUGGACGUGGGAGAAGCUUCCUCUGGCCCAUUUGCUGCUGUGCCUUUAGGGACUGAUGUCAUGUGGGUGGGGGCAGGGGCCACCAGCUAGCCGCUGUCUGCCUCACCGGCCUCAAAUCGUCUCGGUUUUCACUCUGUUUUGUAUCCAAUGGCAAUACUCAUAACGGGGACAUGGGUCCCCCCAAGUCUCUUCUACUUUUUACAAAACUUUAAGGGCAAACCCCAAGCAGAACACGCUAGGCACCAGGGCUCUUUCCCAGUCCUUCCUUGUUCGGCCUCCCUGUUUGCUGACACCUGUAAGGACCUCGGCCACGGGUUACCAGUAAGAAUGCUAACUGUAUACCACCGCCCAGCCCUGAGUCAGGGAUUCGUUUGUAGAUUUUUG
Messenger RNA from Arvicola amphibius (Eurasian water vole), 3800 nucleotides. It is a transcript of the gene Gpr153, whose product is annotated as G protein-coupled receptor 153. Bases 237 to 2063 code for a protein of 608 amino acids. Gene Ontology annotation, molecular function: G protein-coupled receptor activity. The record is from RefSeq and is a predicted model, not a curated record. Gene Ontology annotation, cellular component: membrane. Lineage: Eukaryota; Metazoa; Chordata; Mammalia; Rodentia; Cricetidae. Gene Ontology annotation, biological process: G protein-coupled receptor signaling pathway. The transcript is spliced from 6 exons.